Xyrauchen texanus (razorback sucker) is the source of this 524-nucleotide messenger RNA. Its product is annotated as DNA polymerase epsilon subunit 4-like. Gene Ontology annotation, cellular component: epsilon DNA polymerase complex; nucleus. NCBI's taxonomy places the organism in Eukaryota, Metazoa, Chordata, Actinopteri, Cypriniformes, Catostomidae. The record is from RefSeq and is a predicted model, not a curated record. Gene Ontology annotation, molecular function: protein heterodimerization activity. The coding region runs from base 23 to 346 and encodes 107 amino acids. The transcript is spliced from 3 exons.
ACAGCAGUACCCGCGUGUGUCAAUGGCGGCGGUCGCGCUUGCAGCUCUCGUGGAAUCUGUUUUGGACAGGAGCGGAGCUGAAGACGAGCCCAGAAGCACCGGCUCGGAAGAGGACGCAGGGAAUGCGCUGGCUGGGCCCCUCCGACUCGCCAAGCUGCCACUCUCCCGCAUAAAGGCCCUGAUGAAAGCUGACCCGGAUGUGAGUCUGGCAAGUCAGGAGUCCGUGUUCACAAUAGCCAAAGCCACGGAACUUUUUGUAGAAAUUAUCGCAAAGGACUCUCUUGUUUAUGCACAACAGGGAAAGAGAAAAACGCUACAACGAAAAGACUUGGGUAUUCUGGAUUGACAGGACCAGCUCAGAUAAAGACUGUUACCGAGCUCUGAAGGUCCUUUUUUUCGGUUUGUUUCAUUUGUUUCAUUUUGAAAUUGGUUUGUUCAGAAGUUGUGUGAUUAUUAAAGUUGGAAAGUGCUGAUUGUAUUUUUCAGUAUGAUAAGAUUCAUAUAACUGUGAUGUUUAAAUAAAA